This is a messenger RNA of Cucumis melo (muskmelon), 1825 nucleotides long. RefSeq lists its product as uncharacterized. Gene Ontology annotation, molecular function: protein binding. The record is from RefSeq and is a predicted model, not a curated record. Bases 256 to 1614 code for a protein of 452 amino acids. Lineage: Eukaryota; Viridiplantae; Streptophyta; Magnoliopsida; Cucurbitales; Cucurbitaceae. The transcript is spliced from 10 exons.
GCUCUUUUCAUCAGAAGUUCUCUAGACCUUUCUCUCUAAUCAUCUUCUUCUUCCUUUCUUCUUCCUCUCUUCUUCCUCUCUUUCUCCCAUUCAAUUCAUUUCUUCUAAAUUCCGAAAUUCUCUGAAUCUUUUUGUUCCAUCCCCUCUUUGCUUUUUACCGGAACGCAUUCUCGGUUCAUUUAUUCACAGCCGUUCGUGUCUUCUCCAUCUUCUUCCUUCACUGCUAUUUCAAUUCUCUACUCGGUUGUUAGAUCCAUGGAAAAUUUUGGAAACGACUUCCUUGAUUAUCUUGUUGAUGAAGAUUAUUACGACGUGGCUAAUUUCGAUGACGACUCCUCUUUUGGCGAUGACGAAACGCAGAGGAGUAGCGAUGUAGAUUCUCUGGACUCUGAUUUCGAAGAUGACUUUGAGAUGAGCAAGUCCAGAACUGAUACGUCUGCAUUGGACGCUAGAAAUGGGAAAGAUAUACAAGGUAUACCUUGGGAGAGGCUUCAUUUUACAAGGGAAAAGUGCCGUGAGACACGUUUGAAACAGUACAAAAACUAUGAGAACCUCUCACGCCCUCGCGAAGACCUCGAAAAGGAAUGCUUGCAAGUAGAGAUGGGACAUGCUUUCUAUGACUUUCAGUUCAAUACCAGACUUGUCAAGUCAACAAUUGUGCAUUUCCAGCUGAGAAAUCUGUUAUGGGCAACUUCCAAGCAUGAUGUAUACCUAAUGCAGAACUAUUCAGUAUUGCACUGGUCUUCAUUGCUUCGAAGGAGCAAAGAAGUACUAAAUGUAGCUAAACCAGUUGUUCCCACUCUGAAACUCCCUGGAUUGAUGUCUCAGUCACUUUCUAGAGUUCAGAUAAGCACCAUGGCGGUUAAAGAAAAUCUGGUUGUUGCUGGUGGUUUUCAAGGGGAACUUAUUUGCAAGUACCUAAAUCAUCCAGAGGUUGCAUUUUGCACAAAGGUUACAGCAAAUGAGAAUGCUAUCACCAAUGCUGUGGAUAUUUAUCGUGAUUCAGUAGGUGGAACAAAGAUCAUGACGGCAAAUAACGAUUGCAAAAUCAGGAUUUACGAUGCGGAGUGUUUUUCUUCCCUUGGUUGCUUCUCAUUUGACUGGUCUGUAAAUAACACAUCCGUCAGUCCAGAUGGUAAGAUGCUUGCUGUUCUUGGGGACAGUCCAGAUUGCUUGAUCACUGAUGUGAAUUCUGGCCGAGCUAUUGGAUGCCUUCAAGGGCACUUAGACUAUUCAUUUAGCUCAGCAUGGCACCCAAAUGGCCGUAUUCUGGCCACAGGAAACCAAGAUACAACCUGUAGGCUAUGGGAUGUGAGGAAAAUGUCGGAGUCCGUGGGUGUUCUAAAAGGAAGGAUGGGAGCUAUAAGAGCUAUAAAAUUCACAUCGGAUGGUAGAUUUAUGGCUAUGGCUGAGCCAGCAGACUUCGUCCAUAUCUUUGAUACCCAGUCCGGGUACGUUGAAGGCCAAGAGAUUGAUAUGUUUGGAGAAAUAGCAGGCAUAUCCUUCAGUCCUGAUACUGAAUCUCUUUUUGUUGGUGUGUCAGAUCGAACCUACGGUAGCUUAUUAGAAUUCAACAGGAGACGUGAGAAUAGGUAUCUGGACAUCAUGAUUUAAAGCAACCAUUCUUUUGGUGAUGUGAAUGUACGUGUAAAUAACUCUCCAAGAAUUUGUAUGUGGAUUAUUAUGUAAAAGGGAAAGGAGAAAAAGGUUUGUAUAUAGAAGUUGAGAGAAAAGAGAGGGUUUGGCUGUUGGGAUUUCAAGUUCAAAGUUCGGAGCUUCAUUGAUUUCAAUGAAAUAUUCAAAGUUCUCUUUUCUGAUCUUAAAA